Molecule: messenger RNA, 819 nt
Organism: Rotaria sordida
Lineage: Eukaryota; Metazoa; Rotifera; Eurotatoria; Philodinida; Philodinidae
Source: the annotation of a GenBank genome assembly
AUGUCUUUGGAUGCACGUGAUAAAAUAAUUAUAACAAUAAUAUUAAGUAUUGUUGGUCUUAUAUGUAUGUUAUUAAUUAUUUGUUUUAUAAUUUGGUUUAUUAUUCGUUAUUAUCGUUUGAAAACUAAACGUAUGAAUUCAAAUGAAGAAAAUAAUUCACCUCCUAUAUCAUCAUAUCAUCGACAACAAUAUCAACGUACACAAAGAUUUCCUUCAAUUAAAUUAAAUCAUAAUAAUAAUAAUAUCAUUAAUAAGAAAAGAAAAAGAAAGAAAAGAAGAUUUAAUACAAAUGAUUCAGCUUUGACAUUAUCAUUUGAUCCGCCACAUUUAAUUAAUCAAAAUGUAAAAAAUUUAGAUAAAUUACUUACUAGUGAAUCAACAUUAACAGCUAAUUCAUGGCAUUAUGAAGAAACCUUACCAAAAAAGCAUUGUUAUUAUAAAAAUCCAUCAAAUGAACCUGUUUAUGCUUCAUCAUCAACUGUAUUAACAACAGUUUCAAAUUUAACAGGUACUCAUGAAAAUCUAAAUAAUGUACACUAUCGUUUUCUAAAUGAACUUGAUCAUGUAUUACGUUUAAAACAAGAAGAACGUCGAAAACAUUCAUUAAAAUAUACUCAAAGUUGUCGUCAAACAACCGAUUUAUUACCAUUUGAUUAUUAUCGUUCAAUAUCACCACCAUCAACAAUAAUCGAAACAAAUUCAAGUAAUCAGAAUUCACUUGAACCUAUAUAUAUUCGUACAAAUAAAUUUUCAAAUUUAACGUUAAUACGUAAAGCUCGAUUAGCACAAUUACGAGAUGAUACAGCUAUUUUAUAUUAA